AUGGACGCGGCCCUGAGCAAAGUCCCCUCGGACUGUGUAUACGAUUUGAGCGCUUUCGACCCUGCUAAUGUAAACCCUCAGACGAUACAGUUGAACCGUUCCAUUUACUCCAAAAGUCAGGAGGAUGCGAAAUGGUGGGAGGUCGGAGCAGAAGUCUACCGUGACAUGCGGGAGAAAGGCCAGGCCGCCUUUCCCGCAUUCAAAUAUGUCGAAGGAGCCACAAACAUUGACAUUCCGUCGAGAGAAGAAGGGAGAACUGUCUUGUGCCGAGUCAUCAAGCCUUCCACGCCGUCAACCCAACAGCGAGGGAUCUUCCUGCACAUCCACGGCGGCGGCUGGGUUCUGGGAACGGCCAAAGGCCAGGAUCAUCUUUUGAGUCACAUCGCAGAAAACACGGGCCUAACGGUGCUCUCGGUCGAAUACAGACUUGCACCUGAGCAUAAAUACCCUGCCGCUCUGCACGAUUGCGAAGAUGUUGCCGACUGGCUUGUGACGAAUUCAGAAGCAACACUAGGCGGCAAACUCUGCUUUCUGGGUGGAGAGUCUGCAGGGGCGACGUUGUGUGCACUGGUCCUGCUUCAUCUCAAGGAGAGGAAUAAAGCUGCAGAGAUCAAGGGCGUGGCUCUGAGUUAUGGGUGCUUCGACCUGUCCAUUCUCCCUUCGUUGAAGCUCGCGCCCAGCACAUCCCCGAUCCUUACACUCGAGGACGCCGAACGGUUUUACAGCGCCUAUAUCGAAGACAUGCCCUUGGAAGUCCGCAAGACUAGAGCGGUAUCCCCAGCUUACGCCGACUUAUCUGGACUGUGUCCGGCGCUCUUCCUGGUCGGGACCGAGGACGCUCUGGUCGAUGAUUCGGUCUUGAUGCAUUUUCGCUGGCUUCGAGCGGGGAACCCGGCCGUGCUGCGUUUCGUGCCCGGCGCGCCCCAUGGAUUUACGCUGUUUGAUGCGGCAGCCGUGGAAGUUGCUAAGAGUGGUUGGCAAAUCACGAUCGAGUUUAUCCGGAGCCUGCUCUGA
Molecule: messenger RNA, 1014 nt
Organism: Fonsecaea pedrosoi CBS 271.37
Lineage: Eukaryota; Fungi; Ascomycota; Eurotiomycetes; Chaetothyriales; Herpotrichiellaceae
Exons: 5
Coding region: 1-1014 (337 amino acids)
Biological process (GO): triglyceride catabolic process
Cellular component (GO): cytosol
Molecular function (GO): triacylglycerol lipase activity; sterol ester esterase activity
Source: RefSeq, a predicted model, not a curated record